Molecule: messenger RNA, 2449 nt
Organism: Chiloscyllium plagiosum (whitespotted bambooshark)
Lineage: Eukaryota; Metazoa; Chordata; Chondrichthyes; Orectolobiformes; Hemiscylliidae
Product: G protein-activated inward rectifier potassium channel 3-like
Biological process (GO): regulation of monoatomic ion transmembrane transport; potassium ion import across plasma membrane
Cellular component (GO): plasma membrane
Molecular function (GO): inward rectifier potassium channel activity
Source: RefSeq, a predicted model, not a curated record
CUCAGUCAUCGCUUCCAGCUCUCGACAUCUUCCCAAAGGCAUCACUCCACACGGGAGAAAAAAAAGUAAAUCUGUCUUUGGACAUGUAUCAGGCUGAACACUGGGAUUGAGAUUUCUUUUGUGUUUCGAUCAGCUUGGUUCUUUCUGGAGAGAAGCUGGGGGGAGACUGUAAGAAUUGUCUUUACAUGUUUGUCUUGAAACACCAGAAUCGGUUCAAAUACGGUAGUGGAUUUCGAGUGGAACUGAAUUGCAGCAGUAAUAGCCAUGAAAACUAUCGCUGUGAGUUCUAGCAUGGACCUGUACAGGAACAAUGAGAUCCACACAUAUCAUCGUAUCAGUGCUGCACCAACAAACUGCAAGGAGCAGAAAAGGCUUCGCUAUUCAAUACCUCCUGCCCAAACUCCGAAAGGCAAACACUUGUUGGCCUAUCUCCCAAGGAUUCCAAUGGACUCAGGUCAAUAUGGAACGUUUUCAGUAAAGCCAGAAACCAAGUUGAUAGAAACAUUGGGAGAGAUUCCAAAAUCUCCACAACAUAGAGAUUCCUCAUCGUCUGGAAGAACGAGCAUUAUGUCAAACCUCAAACCAUUGGCUGGCAGAGAGAAUCGCGAGACACAAACAACAAAUGACACAUCAUCUCUGUAUUUAGAUUUCGGUCCAGACACAAACUGCUCACCAGCUGCCCCCACCGCAAACCCCAAGCAGAAACUAAGUGUGGCCAUCAAUGUGGAUGAGCAUUCCAGGCACCGUCGGAUAUAUUACAGGGGCUCAAAUUUGCAAGACGUUAAUUCCAAGACGUGGUACCCAAGGCAUGCUGGCAGCUUACCCAAUCUUCCAAACAAUUCUCGGAAUUUACGUGUUUCAGCAAAAAGCGUCUUAUCUUACCCCGGAUCUCCAAAGCAAAGGUGCAAACUGAUGAAUGACAACCAGCACCAGUUCAUGUUUCCAUAUCAGCAGAAGCGACAGCGUUAUGUGAUGAAAGAUGGGAAAUGCCAAGUCAAUCUUGGACACAUUGAAGAGAAGCACAAGUUCCUUUUUGACAUUUUCACUACUGUAGUAGAUUUGAAGUACCGCUGGUUUCUCUUUGUCUUCAUGAUGUGUUAUCUUUUGACUUGGGUGACUUUUGGGUUUUUGUACUUCCUGGAUGCAUACAUUAGAGGUGAUAUUAACCAUGUAGGUGAAACUGAUUGGAAACCUUGCUUAGAAAAUGUGGAUGGCUUCAUUUCUGCCUUACUGUUAUCAAUUGAAAGUCAAAGGACAAUUGGCUAUGGGUCUCGCAUGGUAACAUCGAAUUGUGCAGAAAGUGUCAUUUUACUCAUAGCUCAAUGCAUCGUUGGUUCGAUGAUUGAUGCCAUGAUGGUGGGCUGUGUGUUUGUGAAGAUCUCUCGUCCCAAGAAGCGAGCCGAGACUCUGAAGUUUAGUAAAUAUGCAGUGAUAUCGCACAGGGAUGAUGAACUUUGCUUGAUGUUUAGAAUUGGUGACCUGAGGGAAAGCCACAUGGUUGAUGCAAAACUGAGGGCCAAACUCAUCAAAUCCAGACAAACAAAGGAAGGUGAAUUCAUACCUCUAGAUCAAACAGAAAUCAACCUUGGCUACGACACAGGGAAAGACCGCCUGUUCCUGGUAGAACCCCAGACCAUUAGCCACAUCAUCAAUGAGAACAGUCCAUUCUGGGUAAUGUGUGCUGAGUCAAUGAAGAGGGAACAGUUUGAAAUUAUUGUAAUUCUGGAAGGCAUAGUGGAAUCCACAGGAAUGACCUGCCAAGCGAGGACUUCCUAUAAAGAAGAUGAGAUCCUCUGGGGCCACCGGUUUGAGUCUUGCAUCCUCUUAGAGAAAGGUGCAUUCCGAGUUGAUUACACCAAGUUUGACAAGACAUUUGAGGUACAGAUGCCACCAGGCAGUGCCAAGGACAUGCAUGAGGCAAAAGAAAUAGAGAAAACAUACCUGUCCUCACUCCGUUUGUACUGGGAGAAUCUGAACCAUUCCUGUGCCAAAGAGCAGGGCCAUAGUUUGACUGAGAAUUCCAAUAUUAUGGAAGAGAAUAACAUGGAAGAUGUGGGGAAUGACUAAAGAUUGCAAUUUUCUUGUAAUUAAUUAAAAUAGCAUUCUGAAACCAGGAGGAUAUUGAAGAAUCUGGAGGAUAUCGAAGAAUCUUUAAAGCCACUGAGGAUCAGAGUAGAAAUAAUUACUCUGAACUUGACUAAGACCUUCAGCAAGAUCUACAUAGGAAAGGAAAUGGAGCAUUGUUAUUGCAAAGUCUGCAAUACUGGUAUAUAUUGGAAACAAAGGUCUAAGGUUGAAAGAUUGCUAAGUAGGGUGGGUAGAUAUUCUAAUUUUGCACUUAAUGGAUUAUUGGGAGUCAUUUUGAGGAUAUGAUAAGAAACCACAAAUAAGAUGGCAAGUGGUUUGUGUAAACAUUUGACUUGUUGGGCUGAAUGGCCUUUCCUCAUUC